Molecule: messenger RNA, 1251 nt
Organism: Prunus mume (Japanese apricot)
Lineage: Eukaryota; Viridiplantae; Streptophyta; Magnoliopsida; Rosales; Rosaceae
Product: histidine-containing phosphotransfer protein 2-like
Biological process (GO): phosphorylation; phosphorelay signal transduction system; cytokinin-activated signaling pathway
Cellular component (GO): nucleus; cytoplasm
Molecular function (GO): histidine phosphotransfer kinase activity; protein histidine kinase binding
Source: RefSeq, a predicted model, not a curated record
AGGGCCGGGGUGUGGUAAGAACUCCGCACAGGAAUUUUUGUCAUCACCCAUGGAUGUGUGAAACCCCCCUCCCCAAAAAACAAAAAGAAAAACAAAAAUGAUGGUAACGUGCUGAAAUGGCAUCAUUGUCAUUUCAUCACACUUCAGGGGCAAAUAAUCCAAACUGCUUCCCUUUCCCAGAUGCCCGUAGAGGCCAGUGACAAAGAAAACUUACCAGAACGCACAGAGCUCUCUCUGAAACUAAAAAUGGCGUUCGCUUAUCGGAAAGAGGUUUACUUCGUGGCUUAAAUCACUCCAUGUAUGACCAGGUGUGUAUGUUACUAUAUUUGCAAGUUUAGAAGUAUGGGUUAGGAAAGAGGAUGUUUCGUAUGUGGCGGUGAACUAUUGGUGUACUAUAGUUGGGGAAAGUUGUGAAGGAAGCAAUUGGACCAGACUAUGCUGUGAGAGCAGUCACUUGAUACUAUCAAUGAGCAGGAUGUUGAUUCCCAGAGGCUCACAGUUUUCGGCUGGUAAAAUGUAAACAAGAACAAGCAGGGUAUCGUGAAUAAUCAGUUUUCGCAGAUUCAGACCUUGAAGAGUGAUGAAGAUCCUGAUUGUGCUUUGCGGCUGAUCAAUAUAUACUUGCUUGAUGUUGAAAGAAUGUUAUCAGAAUUGACAAGCCUCAGUGAUUUACCUGAUGUUGAUUUUUCCAAAUUGGCUACACUGGCUCGCAGUAUAGAGGAGAAAAGCUCAUUAGUUGGUGCGGAACAUGUGAGAAGUGCGUGUGCUGAUCUCAUUCAGGCUUGCGAACGGAUGCACAAGCAAAAUUUCCUCCGAGCCCUAGGUUGGAUAAAGAAUGAAUUCGCUCAUACCCGAAACAAGCUGGACUCCUUUGUUCAGGUACUCCACAACGUCGAUUUUGCCAUCUCCCCAUUGACUAUAUCUUUACUAGAUGGAGAGGAGGAUUUUCAGAGUCGAAGGCAGAGAAGUGAAGUAGAGAGAGCUUGUGUGCAGUCAAAUCUCCUCCAAGAGUGUGAGCUUCAUAAGGAUGUUUGCUUUCUUAGAAUAAAAGUACUAAACGAAACUCUGCUGCUGUCUUUGUACUUGUUGCAUCUUUUCGCUUGGAAUGCUUUUCUAUAAUAAAAGGGAGUAUUGUUGCUCACCACAUUAACCAAAGAUGCAUGCUCACCACCAUCCUUAAAUGGUGACACCUGUCCCAUUGUUUUUUUUAUGAGAAUAAAAAAAUAAUUUGAAAAAGGGCCCGCAGCCCAU